GAAUCAGUUCGUGUUGUGAAUUCGAUCGGCGCGGGUCGUUCCUCCGUGGCAACGCAAGUGACGUGACGUGGUGCUGUGUGCAGUGUACGUACCUACAGAUUUAGUAACUACACAGCGUGGAGUGGUGGUUGGUGUUACACCCGGCCUGCCCAGUCAGUGCUGGAACACAAGAAAUCCAUUCGCGGCUAAUUGGUUUCCGCCUUCCCGCGUCUGCGCGCCACGCUCUCGUUGCAGUUUCGCGCGCGUGUUGAGGUCUCUCGCGUAAUCUCGCAGCUCAAUCGAGCGAUCUGCUGCUCGCUCCUCCACUACUGCAGGCUGGUGCUGGUGGUGUGCGACUGCAUUGUUGGCAUUUCAACGGUGCCAAUCCCUCACGCCAAGGAAGAAACAGCAAACAAUAAGUGGUGCAAUAAAUACUUUUACUUUCAGCCAGCGCAGGUAGUCAUUGAAUCGAAAGGUGAAGUGAGGAUUCUAUCGAAGCAGAAUCGGUUGUUCAAGUGUGUUUGACCAGCGUUAUCAGAUGUGUUGAUCGCGCUGUUCGCUAUCAGCUGUAACAAGAAGGUGUUCAAAAGUGAUUGGAUUUUCGAAUAUACAGUGUCCAAGUGUGGAGCCUUCGACGCGAUGAAUCGAACGACUUGGACUAUUCUGGCCGCUUUGCUGGUACUUUGUAUCAACUACAAUGGGCAAACCGCUGCAAGCAUAGUGACCGACCACGAUCGCGUUGUGGUAUGCUACAUUUCGACGUGGGCCGUCUACCGGAAAGGCUUGGCCUCGUACAGUUUGGACCAUUUCGACCCGAAGCUCUGCACCCAUGCCAUCUACGCGUUCGCCGGCCUGGACGUGGAGCAAAAUGCCAUGAAAUCACUUGAUCCAUGGCAAGACUUGAAAGACAACUAUGGUAAGGGCGGCUACGAGAAGUUGGUCGGCAUGCGUAACUCCAACCCACACUUGAAGGUGUUGAUUGCAAUCGGUGGUUGGAACGAGGGCUCCGAGAGGUAUUCCAAUAUGGCUGCCAAUCCGGAACGACGUCAGGCGUUCGUUAAGAACGCACUGGAAUUCGUGAAACGUUUCGGAUUCGACGGAUUGGAUUUGGACUGGGAGUACCCAACGCAGCGCGGUGGCAAACCUUUCGAUCGGGAGAACUUCGUAUCGCUAGUCAAGGAACUCAGCCAACUGUUCAAGAGAAAUAACCUUCUGCUGACUUCGGCCAUCGGAGCCGGAAAGGACACGAUCGACGCGGCCUACGACAUCAAGAACCUGUCCAAGUACCUGGACUUCCUGCACAUCAUGUGCUACGACUACAACGGGAGCUGGAACAAGAAAAUCGGACCCAACGCCCCUCUACAGAGCCGAGACGUUCUGAACGUUGAGUUCACGAUUGAGCAUCUCUUGGCUCUGGGAGCGCCGUCCAACAAGAUCGUAAUGGGACUGCCGUUCUACGGGCGAACUUUCGUAACCGAAUCCAAACAAGCCCGCAUUGGUGAUGACUCGGAUGACAAGGGUUUCGCCGGACCUUCCACCAACGAGAAUGGCUUCAUGGGAUACAACGAAGUCUGUGAAGCCCUAAAAGCUAACCCCGAUAACUGGACCGUGACUUGGGAUUCGAAAGCUGCAGAAGCCAUUGCCACCCUGCCAGAUGGCGAUAAGACCAAGGUGGUGAUAUACGAUAACACCCGUUCCAUGGCCAACAAGGUGCGCUACGCCAUCCGACAAAAUCUGGGAGGGCUGAUGAUCUGGUCUGUGGACACGGACGACUUCAACGGAGUGUGUAAUCCGGAGAAGGGAACUUUCGACGACUUUGGAGACCGGGAUAAAAUCAAGCUGAAUAUCCCACCUCCGGUUCAGGAGAAGUACAAACUGCUGAGGACGGUUAACGAUGCGAUCGUGGUGGCCAUCGACGAGUUGAAUCAGGAGAACGAGAUUUCCGAUUUGCCCGACGAUGUGGACGAGUCUAAUCAUCACGGAUCGGAAACUGGCGGGUGCAGAGCGGAAGGAUUCAGCUUUGGAGUGAGUGUGUUCAGUGUGACAGUGGCAUUAGUGUUGAGAAGGUUUUUGUAAUGAGGCGAAGAAGCGAAGCCAAGCCUUUAGUGGUUGUACAUUUGUGAAUUAUUUAAGUUGAGAUACUGUAAAUAAAAGUGAAUGCGAUGUGGAA
This is a messenger RNA of Aedes albopictus (Asian tiger mosquito), 2149 nucleotides long. It is a transcript of the gene Cht2, whose product is annotated as probable chitinase 2. Gene Ontology annotation, molecular function: chitinase activity; chitin binding. The transcript is spliced from 4 exons. Gene Ontology annotation, biological process: carbohydrate metabolic process; chitin catabolic process. Bases 619 to 2055 code for a protein of 478 amino acids. Lineage: Eukaryota; Metazoa; Arthropoda; Insecta; Diptera; Culicidae. The record is from RefSeq and is a predicted model, not a curated record. Gene Ontology annotation, cellular component: extracellular region.